This is a messenger RNA of Mesitornis unicolor (brown roatelo), 495 nucleotides long. RefSeq names its product wingless-type MMTV integration site family member 2 (gene WNT2). The annotation marks the transcript as partial. The record is from RefSeq and is a predicted model, not a curated record. Gene Ontology annotation, cellular component: extracellular region. NCBI's taxonomy places the organism in Eukaryota, Metazoa, Chordata, Aves, Mesitornithiformes, Mesitornithidae. Gene Ontology annotation, molecular function: frizzled binding; cytokine activity. Gene Ontology annotation, biological process: canonical Wnt signaling pathway; multicellular organism development; cell fate commitment. The transcript is spliced from 2 exons.
GCCGUGAAGCGGUUUUUGAAGCAGGAGUGCAAGUGUCAUGGUGUGAGUGGAUCGUGCACUCUAAGGACCUGCUGGCUGGCCAUGGCAGACUUCAGGAGAACAGGAGAUUAUCUGUGGAAGAAAUACAACGGAGCGAUUCAGGUGGUCAUGAACCAAGAUGGCACGGGUUUCACUGUGGCCAAUAAGAGAUUUAAGAAGCCAACUAAGAAUGACUUAGUAUACUUUGAAAGCUCUCCAGACUACUGUAUCAGGGACAGGGAUGUAGGGUCCCUGGGGACAGCGGGUCGGGUCUGUAACCAAACCUCCCGCGGCAUGGACAGCUGCGAAGUGAUGUGCUGCGGCAGAGGCUAUGACACCUCCCGCGUCAGCAGGAUGACGAAAUGUGAGUGCAAAUUCCACUGGUGUUGUGCUGUGCGCUGCCAGGACUGCCUGGAAGUGGUCGAUAUUCACACCUGCAAAGCGCCAAAGAGCGCUGGCUGGGCCUCCCGGACGUGA